Messenger RNA from Acyrthosiphon pisum (pea aphid), 5849 nucleotides. Its product is annotated as protein artichoke. The transcript has 6 exons. The record is from RefSeq and is a predicted model, not a curated record. Bases 1430 to 5485 code for a protein of 1351 amino acids. NCBI's taxonomy places the organism in Eukaryota, Metazoa, Arthropoda, Insecta, Hemiptera, Aphididae. Gene Ontology annotation, molecular function: protein binding.
UCUUAAAACAAACUCUUACUCUUAGCGUCUUUACCAAAUAUAAUAUUAUGAAUACUGCUGUUGUAAUCAGCUUAUAAUUCUUCUUCUUCUUAGUUAUCAGACAUUAAGACCAUUUUGACAAGUAUAUUUUCCGCCAUUUAUCGGUUGUCCCUCUUGCCAAGUUUUGCCAUUCAGCAUCCGGUUUCAAAAUCUUCAUGACGUGCACAUCUAACACAACUUUGUCUUCCCAUCUCAGCCUGAGACGACCUAGUGGUCUUUUUGCCGUUGAGCUAUUUUUUUGUACAAUGUGUACAAAACAACCGUAUUUGGGCCAGGCAUGGUCGACCCACUCUAAUAUUCUUUUAUUAUUAGGCUCACUUUAUGCUAGGGUACCGGUAGUGUUCUUUAAUUUCAUCGUUGUUUCAGAUUAUCCACUCUCUGGUUUAGUGUACAAGCAAAGGCCGAAUAUUUUUCUUGCAAUUACAAAAUACUAUGUGUCCAUAACAAUAAUCUGUAGGUACUCGAUGGUGAAAUAAAUAAUUGAUGGACGAACAUUGUUUAGGACAGGUAUUGAGUUUCUAUGUGGCUUUGGCACUAAAGCUGAAAUUCAUCUCGGUCAUUAAUAUGCCAUAUUAGAAAAAAAAUAAUAAUGUGCGUAAACUGUAAAUGUUUUUUUUUCAACAUUUUGUACGACUAAAUCAAAUCAUUGAACUAUUUGAACUCUUGAAUUUAAUAUCAGUAACACAUUUUCGCAAAUGAAAUGUCAACCGGAUUUGCGAGUUGAAUUGUUAUUCAAGUGUACAUAAUUUUUAAUAUUUCCCUCGUAUGGUAUUGACAGACCAUUCGAAUUUUAUUUGCAUUUCAAAGUGCAUUACUUUCACGUAAAAAAUAUAUUCACUUUGGAUGAUUUGAAUAGAGAUGCUUUAAUAAUACACGAGGCAUGUGACUGGCGGACGUGACCAAUUGCGCCACUUUAACGCUUUUACCAUGAAAUACAAUCAAACUGACCAUUAUAAUGUAAACGCUGCCCUCUUAACUCGACACAAUAAUUAUGUCCUAGAUUUUCGAUUAGCCAUUUUAUUUUUUAAUUUAUAUUUUUAUAUUCGUUAGGAUUUAUAUCGAUCGCCAUCAGUAGAUAUGGACAUUCUGAAGCGAGAACGUGUUAUUUUAUUUUUGAUAAAAUGAAUAAAUUUAGAAAGUUCCAGGAUACAAAGUGUAUACGAAAUAUUAAUACGGUGUACAAAAUUUAUGCACGUGUUAGGUACUUCAGCAGUGCAAUGUUAAUAUUAUAAUCUUGAUUCAAGAAUAACAAAUAAGCAUGUAGAAAACGCGUUGGCGUAUUUCAGGGCUGGACGGACCGACAACUCUUAUGCAUUCACCGAGAUACCGUGAAAACGCGACGAUUACGCACAAGCUGCAAUAAGGCCGUCCUUGUUGACAUGGCGAUGAGAUGAGAUCCAAUGACUGGUGGCCGUUACUGUGGAUAUGCGUAUUCCUCUGGUUCCAUGCUCACUCCGUCGGUGGUCAAUCACCGAAACAAAUUAUAAUCACCACGUGUCCGAGUCAGCUAUCUGACCAGUCAUGUUCCUGUUACGACUUUGAAGACGGCAUUUUUCUCGAAUGUCCAGGAGCUACUGGAACGGGUGUGCGCAACGCACUGUCCUCGGUGACUGGAGGCUUGAUUCAGUCACUAAGCAUCUACGACCUGGAAUCCACCGUAUCUUCCUUGUCUACAGAUCUAUUUCCCCCGGACACCAAACUCAGACAGCUCCAAAUAUCCCACUCUAACCUGUCUGUAAUUGCGGAAGAUGGGUUGAACAACAUUAGAACUUUAGAGUCUUUUUCAAUGCUAUCCGGUAAACUACGGGAAAUACCACAAAAAGCGUUUACCGCCUUGACGCUGUUGAAAACAAUUGAUAUUGAAUCCAAUGAUAUCGCUGAACUGGGUAGUUAUGCGUUCUCUGGUUUACAGUUAAUAAAAAUCAACCUCAAGGGUAACUCAAUACUUAAAAUAUCAGAGUACUCAUUCGCCGGCCUGGAAAAUAGUCUCACUGAGCUCGAUCUGUCUGAUAACAAGAUAAAAACCUUUCCAACGUCCGCCGUCAGACGGUUAGAGCGCCUCAUGUCCUUGAGAAUCGCAUGGAACGAAAUAGCAUCUAUUCAUGACGACCGUUAUUCAUUCAUGAAAAGUCUGGUACAGCUAGACUUGAGCUUCAACAAUUUUGAAUCUGUUCCUGAAGAUGCAUUCCGAUUAUUUCCUAAGCUCAAGAUGUUGUCUCUUUACUACAAUUCGGUUGAAAGCAUACACAAACGAGGUUUUAGCACGCUGAUUGAACUCGAAAGUAUCGACAUUAGUCGCAACAAAAUAGUGUUCAUGGAUUGUAGCACGUUCAAAUACAAUAUUCACUUACGGACAAUAGACUUAAGCCAUAAUCAUAUUCAUUACAUUAGCGGAUUGUUUGCUAAUCUUCCCGAGCUCAGAGAACUAUUUCUUUCCGAAAACAAUAUACUGGAGAUUUCGGGUGACUCGUUUUCCAAUUCUCCAAAGUUAUCGGUUGUAUACAUUCAACAAAACGCUAUAAGAAGCAUCGAAUCUGGCGCUUUUUCAAGUUCACCUGAUCUAAUGCAAAUUUAUUUAAGUGACAAUUAUAUAGAAACCGUAGAUGCAAAUGUAUUUUUUUAUUGUAACAAACUCACAUCAUUGAGCUUGGACAACAAUCACAUUUCCAACAUCGAAAACGGUGCAUUCCGGAACAAUAGUCGACUCAAAGAACUCAGAUUACAAAAUAACAAACUAUCGAAAAUAUUACGAACACAGUUUGAGACGUUACCUGAAUUAUUGGAAUUACAUUUGCAAAACAACGCGAUAAAGGAAGUUGAAUCUGGUGCAUUCAAAACUCUCAAAAGUUUACAACACAUUAAUCUCCAAAGCAACGUUCUCACUCAUUUAGGUGACGUAUUCCUACAUGACGCUCCAUCAUUAGUGUCUAUACAAAUUGAUUCCAACGUGUUGGCUAGUUUAAACAACAAGUCACUUCAAGGUCAAUCCAAUCUAAAAGUUAUGUGGCUUAGCCACAACAAACUAACCAAACUUGAUAAAUCCCUGUUUGCUGACUUGUAUCAAGUACAAAGAAUUUACUUGAACAAUAAUUCCAUUGAGCACAUCGAACUGGGCACAUUCGAGUCGAUGCAAGCAUUAGUGUUUCUAGAUCUUAGUUUCAAUCAGUUGCGAGAAAUUACUUCUAAAACGUUCGCAGAGCUCAGGGGUCUGAAUGAACUGCAUCUCACGGAUAAUCGUAUAUCACGAAUAGAUGCAAAUUCGUUCGCGGCGCUGAAAAAAUUAACGGGUCUUAACUUAUCCAACAACCCACUUACGAAAUUGCAUAAGUACAUGUUUCAAAAAGAUUUACCCAUUCAAAAUUUAUAUCUUAACAAUUGCUCUUUAAGAAACAUUGAAAACGGAACAUUUUCAAAUUUAAACGUUCUUAACGAACUUUACCUGACACACAACUACUUAUUUGCUGAUGCGUUACUUCAAGUAGACGUGCCUACGUUGACUAUCUUAGAUGUAUCUUACAACAAUUUAGAUGGCCUUAAUUCAACUGUCUUAAAGUACCUACCAAACGUAAAGAAUGUGUAUUUAGACCAUUGUAACAUAGGUGAAAUUUUAGCCACGACAUUCAAAUUCAACCUCGAACUAUCUUCGAUGUCUUUGUCGGACAACAAACUGACAGCACUACCUGCAGAUUUGUUUAAAAGACAGACAAGCUUAAAAAUUCUCAUUUUGGACGGGAACGAUUUCAACACCAUGCCCUACGCUACAUUGGCGAACUGCGAGAACUUGCAAAAACUCUCGGUGGCCAGAAAUAUGUUAACUGAAUUAGAUAUGACAAAACUAACUAGUAUGAAAAACCUUCAAAGCCUCUCGAUCUCUGAAAAUCGAGUUCAAAUACUCGCCGGAUUUCCAUCUUCGCUCUUCACACUUUUGACCGAUUUGAACUUGGCAAACAACAUACUGUCGUCAUUGCCACUCAAUUUUUUCCAGUCACUAGAACGUCUAGAUAUGUCCAAUAAUCAUUUCAGGAAAGUUCCUCCAUUGCUCAAGAGCCUUCAAUUCUUGAAUCUCACUCACAACCCACUGGGCCAAAUACGUGAAACAACAAAACCCAUGACAAUCGAGCACAUCGAUUUAAAAGAACUCCACGUGUGUGGAACGAAUUUAUCGGUUCUGGCGAGUAACGAUUUUUUGUCUUUCACAAAUCUUCACCGUUUAUUCAUGUCUGAUAAUAAAAUAUCCAAAAUAUCACCCGGCACGUUCAGCGUUCUCGAAGAACUCCACACGCUCGACUUGAGUAAUAAUCGCAUGGAAUUUCUGCCCCAAGAAAGACUACAAGGACUAUCACAUUUGCGAUUGUUGAAUUUGUCACGGAAUUCAAUUAAAGAAAUCGAAGACCUUUCUUCAGACUUGAUAUCGUUGCAGGUGCUUGAUAUUUCAUACAAUCAACUAGAAAAAAUCAGCAAAGGAUUAUUCCGAAACUUAGAAAGCUUGGCUGAACUAUAUUUAUACGGAAAUUCGCUAUCAUUUGUAUCUCCAGACGCUUUUCGGUCACUAAAAAAACUCAAGACAUUAGAUUUAGGUAAAAAUAAUUUCAAAAAUUUGCCCAUAAACGCUCUUAGGCCUUUGGAAACACAAAUAAAAAGUUUGCGUACAGAAGAAAAUCCAAUAAACUGUGACUGCGACCAACAAGAGCUAUGGGAAUGGAUAAGAGACCACCAAAAAUUGACAUCUGAUCUAACCACGAAAGGCUUGAUCUGUCAACAUCCUUUGGAACUCAGAGGCCGGAAGUUCAUGGAUCUUGAACCUCCUGCAUUUUGUGCCAUGCCCGUCGUACUCAAGCUCGCCAUUCAAGACAUUCAACCAUACUCGAUAUUUGUGUCGUGGAAAGGUCGAAAUCACACAGGCCUACACGGUUACAGAGUAGCGUAUUAUCCGAUCGAAGAUCCAGAUUAUCCAGCAGCGGCCAUUUCAUCAGUCGCGGUAACGCCAAAUAUCAUGAACAAAUUUCUUGAUAAAAAUACUCAGACUACCCUCUUGGACAACCUGAAACCCGAGACCCGGUACUUGGUAUGUGUGUUGGGCCUUGGCAAUUGGAUACCUCUGAACAGUUCGCACCAUCUACAGGAUGGAUCUCAAAGUAGUCGUUGCACCGAAGUGAAGACGCUGGAAGGCGACAUGGCAUUUUACUCCGACGAACAUCACAAGAGCUCAAUACUCACGAGGCGGUUAGGUCUGAUCAUCGGCAGUUGUUUGGGUUGUGUCGUGUUUAUUGUGUUGGUGUCCGUGCUUGGGUAUCUGAAAAUAAAAAAACAAAGAGAAGACACGAAAAGGGAACAGCCACUUCCACCCGAGUAUCUGUCGUACAGGCAUUUUUCUUUGCAUACCACCGACCCAAUUGUCGCGGGUCCCGCUUUGAGUCAAAUUGGUCCGAUUACUAGUGUACAUUAAAUGACGUAUUGUGUUGUUGAUGAUACUAACUAUUUAUUAUUAUUACUAUUAUUAUUAAUAUUAUAAUUAUUACUAAGUGAUACCGUAAUAUCAUGUUGGAUCCUAUAGUUAAUUGUUAACAAGAAAAUACCUAUAACAUGAUGUACCUUGAUAUUAUUAACACAAAAACAUAAAAAUUACUUAAAAUGUUAAACUGUUAAGUGUUUGUAUAUAUAUAUUUUUUUUUCAAACAUGUACAAAACUUACAACUCAAUAGUUUUUGAAACUGAAAUGUUUUUGUAGAAAAGAUAAAUUAUUUUGUUCCAGUCCAUAAACAGGCCCCGUUAUUACAAAAUACAAAUAUAUCGCAUUAAUAGUUACCUAA